AUGCCCGAGGUGUACCGCGAGUCCCGCUAUGUGCGGGAGCGGGACGCCUCUCCAUCCUCCGACGAGGGUUACAAGAGGACGACAGUGCGCCGUUACAAGGUGACGCCGGACCGUGUUGAGCGGGUCGAGCGCGAGGUCGACAUCGUUGAGGAGGAGCGCCGCAGCCGCUAUGCCCCCAUUCGCCGUUCCAGCCGGGACGAGAUCAUCGAUCGUCUCUACAUUCCUGAGCGACCCCGGUCUGCCUACGACCCCUCUCCCCACAGCGCAACCUAUGUUGAGCGCCAGGUCAUUGAACGCGAGCGUGAGCGCGAACCCAGAGACGAGCAUUACACCCGGGUUGAUCGGGUAGAGUAUCGCGGGGACGGGCCCCGGGGUGCGGUAGUCGAGCGGGAGCGAGUCAUCGAGCGCGAUGACCGGGACCUCCCAUACCCCACCGAGCGAACGCGCACUGUGGUCGAGAGAGAGGUGGUGGAGCGGGACCGUGACGACGACUACCAUCGCAGCAGCGACAGAGAUCGCGGGAGGGUGGUGUACGAGUCGACCAAAGAAGUUGAACGAGUCGAUCGCAACGAUGUCUACUCGCCAAGGGACUGGGAGCGCCGCUCGUACUGGGACGACGAAAAGGAGACAGAGGUGCGAGUCGAGAAGAGAGUCGAGCACCGGGACGGUGGCGAGGUUCGCGUUGAACGCCGGGUCGAAGAGCGCCGCGAUGAUGGCUACCCCAGCGGAACUGCCGAGGUUGAGCGCUGGCGCAAGGAGACCGAGUAUUAUGAACCCGCCCCGCCACCUCCCGCUCCCAUCGUCAUUCGCCAGCGCGCUCCGGAGCAGAAGAUCAUUGUUCAAGAGGCUCCUCCAGCAACUGUUGUGAUUCGGGAACAAGCUCAAGAACCCAGGGAGAUUACUGUCGCUCGCCGGGGAUCGCGCGAUGGGGAGUACUACUACCACCGCGAAUCUCGUGAGAUUGGCCCUUACCGAGGAGAGCUCCGCGAGGAAGAGGUCGCGGUUGCGCGCUAUGAUGAUGAUCAUCGACACCGUCACCACCACCAUCACCACCAUCGCCGCCACCACCACCACGGAGGCUACAGUGACGCCGAAUCGGAUGACGGCUACUACCUGAAGCGCACCGUCACUCGAAGAGAACGCAGCGAAUCGAGCAGCCCUCACCGGAAGCGCCAUCUGGCUGAAGGCGCUCUAGCUGGAGCCGGUAUCGGUGCUCUUCUUGCUUCAAAGCGCGACGGGCAAGGUGAGUUCAAGCAACACCGCGGCCGCAAGGUCCUUGCCGGUGCUGCGCUUGGCGCCCUUGGCACCGAGGUCGCGAGGCGCGCACACAGCGCUUACCAGGAGCGGUUCGAAGACGAGAGGGAGAGAGAACGCUCUCGGUCUCGCUCACGCCCGCCGCAUUCGAGGCUCAAAACCGGCCUGGGCAUCGCCGCUGUCGCUCUUGCAGCUGCCGGGGCCGCCAAGUACUACCAGAGCAACAAAAUUGAAAAGGAGGAGGCGACCCGUGGCCGGGCUCUCCACCGCGACAGUGACAGCGACCGGUCGCCGAGCCGGAAGCGGUCCAAGAGCCGAGCCUCAUCUCUUGCCAAGGCCGGCCUAGGCACGGCAGCCGUUGCCGGGCUGGUCCAGCACUACCGCCACAAGAGCAAGACGAGAAACGGCAAGAGUCGCUCACGAUCGCGCGUCCGCACCGGUGCCGAGAUCUUGGCCGCUGGCCUGGCAGGCGCCGGCGCCAAGAAAUUGUAUGACCGUCACAAGGAGAAGAAGGAGGGAGAGCACGAGCGCGAGCUUGACCGCCAAGUCAGCGAUGAUGACUAUUACGACCGCGACGCGCGCGAUUACAACCGCCGCAGCAGGAGUAGGAGCUUGACUCGGUCCGGACCCACGUACCCCGACGGUGACCCUUCGGUAGCUGAUCCUGAGCUAGGCAUGGUUGAGUACGGGGCCCACCCGCUGCCCGUGUACCCAGAGUAUGGGCACGAUACGGGGCGAGGAGCGGCAGCGGGGUAUGACUCUGCGGCAGAGGACAGGAGCCGCAGGCGCCGGAGGAGGCACAGAUCGAGGGGUGACGACGACUAUUCUGCAGAUAGCGAGGCGGAGACGGACCGUGAUAAAAAGACGGCCAAGAAGCGCAGCGGGAGUAGGCUGCGGGACCUCGCUGCGGGCGCUGCGGCAGCUGGCGCAGCAGCCAUUGGUAUCAAAAAAUACAACGAUAAGAAAGACAAAGGGAAGGAGAAGGAGAGGGAUGAGAAGGAGCGUGAGAGAGACAGGGCGAGGGACAGAGAAAGGGAAAGGGAGACGGAGAGGGAGAAGGGGAGGGAAAGGGACCGGCGGCGUUACGGAGACGAUGUCCCCGCAGAUGAUUACGACAACUAUGGUCGCCGGGCGCCAUCACCACUUCACGCUUCCGGCGGAUAUUACAAUCCUCCCCCUGCGGCGCCUCCGGGUUCAACCAAUGGCUUCACUCAACAUCCCAACGUCCCCAUCGACAAUCUCAACCAGCAUUACGCACCAUACCCGCCGGAUACAGCCUACACACCCUACUCCCCGCCCAUGCCGGGUCCGCCCCCAAACUCAGCCACAACGACGGGCGCCGUGCCUCCACCGACAGACCGCCCGGGCCCUGAACAUGUGAGUGAAGCUUCUUGUGUUGGUCGUUCCACUCCAGAACCAGGCGCUGCCGUUCGCUCCGUUGACAAGGAUGGUAUAAUCCCAUCCGUCGCAUACGCUCCUCCUCAUCCUCGCCCUCCUCCUCCUGCGGCCUCAGAGUCCGUUCCAGAAGACGCGCCUCGCACGCCCAAAUCUGUCGUCUUCAUCCCCCUGUCGCCCAAGUCGUCGGCCACACUCCGCCGCCACCACGAGGAGCACGCAAGCAAGUCCGAGACCGAGGACAUACCCAGCGAAAGUGACGACGACGGCGACGAAGAUCGGGAUAAGGGACUAUCAGCGGACAAGGAACCCGGCAGCACAUCAUCACGCCGGCGCCGCCGUAAGUCGGACCCGUCAUCGGACCGGGCCCUGGCUCCUCCCGUUCUCCGGUCGCGCGACAACAGGGACACUGCUUCUUCAUUCUCUGAGCCUCCCGAGACGGAUGACGAGGAAGUAAUUGAGAUGCUUCCGGACCGGUUUGAUGCGCAGGGCCGUCCUCUUGAUGAUGGGUCUGAACCUUCUUCUUCUUAUUCUUCCCGGGGGUGGCACAGCCGGCGCGGCGACUUUGAGUACCGGAGUCCUCGCGGUAGCACCGACAAGGGGGGGUUGAACAUGCGUGGUGAGUGGGGCGUGGCGGGGACGGAUGCCGAGGUGGUGGAGCGGGUUGUGCAGCGCGUUACGGGGGUGUUGGAAGGUAGGGGUAGUUGGUGGGGUUUGAUCGGGGGCAUUCUGAGCGGGAGUUUGUUGCAUAGUGGUUCGGCGACGGCGGAUGAAGGUGGUGGUGGUGGCGAGGGACAAGGGACGAGGAGGAUAUCGGAUCGUUUGGUAAGGGAUCAGAAGACGAGUCGGGAUGAUAAUGAUGAGGAUUGGGGUAGGCGGCGGCGGAGGCGGGAGGAGGGGAGUAGUAGGCAUGCGGACGACAGGCGGAGGGAUGAUUAUGAUGAUGACCGCUAUGAUGAGGAGAGGAAACGGAGGCGGCGGCGAAGGGGGAAGGAGCAACCGUAUGACAUGGGAGUGGACAGGGCGCACACUUGGGGAUGA
Molecule: messenger RNA, 3690 nt
Organism: Parathielavia appendiculata
Lineage: Eukaryota; Fungi; Ascomycota; Sordariomycetes; Sordariales; Chaetomiaceae
Exons: 3
Coding region: 1-3690 (1229 amino acids)
Source: RefSeq, a predicted model, not a curated record